Molecule: messenger RNA, 1894 nt
Organism: Cynara cardunculus var. scolymus (artichoke)
Lineage: Eukaryota; Viridiplantae; Streptophyta; Magnoliopsida; Asterales; Asteraceae
Product: tubby-like F-box protein 5
Exons: 5
Coding region: 397-1626 (409 amino acids)
Molecular function (GO): protein binding
Source: RefSeq, a predicted model, not a curated record
GGGGGGGUUGGGGGGAAUAACAACACUGGGAAGGAGCAUCCCGAGGUGCAUAUUUUUAAGGGCGUGAUGAUUUUGGGCGUUUGAUUGAAAAGAGUGGUUUGUCUCUUCAUCCCACAGACCUCGUGAAUCCUUUCCUCCAACCCUCUGCCGGAGAUUGCGCCGUUCGAUACGCUUCCCAUGCCGUGAUCGGAAUCGGAAAACGUAUAUCGCAACAACAAGGGGAUCUACUCCGUCCUUGUAACCCUAACUUCUCAAACAUCAUGUAUCACAUUCGUCGAUUUCCAGUAAUUUUCCGAUUCGUUGCUCGUCCGAUCUGAUACGUAUUAUUCAACUAUCUCGAAUUUAAUCCGAUCGAUUCAAAGGGGAGUCUUGAAAUUGGUAUGAUAAAUCAUUAAGAUGUCGUUUAAAAGCAUUGUGCGCGAGCUGAGGGAGAUGAGAGAUGGGAUUGGAAAUAUAUCCAGAAGAGGGAUUGAAGGGAGACACUGGAGAAAUCGCACUAGAUCACAUAUUGCUCCGGAUGUAGCUCCAUCUGAAUUGAUAAACCAAGGUCAGUGGGCGAACUUGCCUCCUGAACUGCUUUUGGAUAUAAUCCGUAGGGUUGAAGAGAGUGAGACGUCCUGGCCGGCAAGAACUGUUGUUGUUUAUUGUGCAUCCGUUUGUAAGUCAUGGAGGGAUAUUACUAAGGAGAUUGUCAAGACUCCUGAAGAAUGUGGGAGGUUAACUUUUCCAAUCUCAUUGAAACAGCCUGGUCCUCGUGAUUCUCCAAUUCAGUGCUACAUAAGAAGAGAUAGAGCAACUUCUACACAUAGAUUGUACUUUGGGCUGACCCCAUCUGAGGAUGAAAGCGAUAAGCUACUGUUGGCAGCAAAGAAGAUCAGAAGGGCAACAAGUACGGAGUUUGCUAUCUCUUUGGUUGCGGAUGAUUUCUCAAGAGCUAGCUCUACUUACAUUGGCAAACUAAGGUCUAACUUCCUUGGAACCAAGUUCACCAUAUACGACAGCCAAUCUCCAAGUGACGCAUCAGUUCAAGCUAAUCAUAACCGUUCAAGUCAAAGAUUUCAUAAAAAACAGGUAUCUCCUAGAAUACCCGCUUGUAGCUAUAGCAUAGCCACCAUCUCCUAUGAACUCAACGUCCUACGAACAAGAGGCCCUAGACGAAUGAACUGUGUGAUGCAUUCUAUACCCAUCUCCUCGAUUCAAGAAGGUGGCUCUGCUCCAACUCCAAAAUCUUUCCCACACUCCUUUGACGACAAACAUUCACUUUCUUCACCUUCCUUUAAAGGCAAAGAUCCUAGUAAUGUUCGUUCCACCUCAUGUUUAUCGGGCCCCAUUUGUGUCGACCCUCUGAUGCUUAAAAACAAAGCCCCACGAUGGCAUGAACAAUUACAAUGCUGGUGCCUGAAUUUUAAAGGCCGGGUGACUGUAGCCUCUGUGAAGAAUUUCCAGCUUGUAGCUUCUGUUGAUCCUUCUCACAAUGUGUCGGCUGCCGAACAAGAUAAAGUGAUCCUGCAAUUCGGGAAGAUUGGCAAAGACAUCUUCACCAUGGAUUAUCGGUACCCCCUCUCUGCUUACCAAGCUUUUGCAAUUUGUCUCAGUAGUUUUGAUACAAAACCCGCAUGCGAAUGACAUUGAUCAUGAUACGCGAGUCGUUAUCAGGUUUUGAUCAUCUCACUUGGUUACGCACCCCACACACGAAUCUUCAAAUGUAUGUGCUCUUUAUGUGUGGAAAGAUUUUCCAGCAUUGCUAUAUGUUAUAAGCUCGAAAAUGUUUAGCAGCACAACAACUAGUUUCUCCUGUAGCUGUUCUAAUUGCAACAAAUAUGUGUUUUGCUAUCAUUAUUAACUCUUUUAAUCCAUCCAUGUUAAGAAAGCUCUAUGCAGAACUCUUUAUGCA